GUGGAAGACUAUUUUGGAUAUCUUGGCCCUUUUUGAAAUGACCAAAGGUGAACGCGAAAAGUCUACCGCUGACUUGGAAAAGGUUACCGACCACGUGGAAGAGUUUGACUCAGAGUCUCUAAGAAAGUCUGUCAGUGCAGUGUUGAGCUUUGAACAAGGUUCGAAAAAGGAACUAAAAGGAACGACAGUCAAGAUUGCUGCAGAUGACGUUAACUUUCUUAUCAACGAAUUACAUUUGGAUAAAAAAGAAGCUGAAAAUUGGUUGAAACAACAGAACGGAGACUUGUUACAAGUCGUGAAGCUACUGAUAAACCCAAGUAAACCCUGAAAAUUGUCGUUAUUCUACAUUUUU
Messenger RNA from Galdieria sulphuraria, 352 nucleotides. RefSeq lists its product as uncharacterized. Lineage: Eukaryota; Rhodophyta; Bangiophyceae; Galdieriales; Galdieriaceae. The transcript is spliced from 2 exons. Bases 38 to 328 code for a protein of 96 amino acids. The record is from RefSeq and is a predicted model, not a curated record. Gene Ontology annotation, biological process: protein stabilization; negative regulation of apoptotic process.